Messenger RNA from Acomys russatus (golden spiny mouse), 1758 nucleotides. It is a transcript of the gene Zmynd10, whose product is annotated as zinc finger MYND-type containing 10. Bases 188 to 1513 code for a protein of 441 amino acids. Gene Ontology annotation, biological process: outer dynein arm assembly; motile cilium assembly; inner dynein arm assembly. The transcript has 12 exons. Gene Ontology annotation, cellular component: cytoplasm; centriolar satellite. NCBI's taxonomy places the organism in Eukaryota, Metazoa, Chordata, Mammalia, Rodentia, Muridae. The record is from RefSeq and is a predicted model, not a curated record.
CAACACUACGCAGGCGCCAAGCUCACUCGUUUCCAUGGCAACGAGGACCCACGCGCCUCAACGGCUUAGCAACUGUCCUGUCCCAAGACUUCGAUCCCGCCGCUGGAGUCUGUCCACCCCUCAGUGUUUUCAGUUUCCCCCAUUCUGACUGCUGCUACCUGAAGCCAAGCGAAUCCUGGCCCCUGGCAUGGGUGACCUGGAGCUGCUGCUGCCUGGGGAGGCUGAUGUGCUGGUGCGGGGCCUGCGCAGCUUCCAGCUGCGGGAGAUGGGAUCUGAAGGGUGGAGCAGGCAACACGAGAGUCUGGAGAAACUGAACAUGCAAGCCAUCAUUGAUGCCACUGUCAGCCACGGAGAGCCCAUCCAGGAGCUGCUGGUCACCCAUGGGAAGAUCCCAACGCUGGUGGAGGAGCUGAUUGCUGUGGAGAUGUGGAAACAGAAGGUGUUCCCAGUGCUGUGCCAGCUGGAGGACUUCAAGCCCCAGAACACCUUCCCCAUAUACAUGGUGGUACACCACGAGGCUUCCAUCAUCAAUCUUCUAGAGACAGUGUUCUUCCACAAGGAAGUGUGUGAGUCAGCAGAUGACAAGGUCUUGGACCUAGUGGACUAUUGCCACCGCAAGCUGAUACUGCUGGUGGCACGGACUGGCCGGGGUGACCCAUCUGAUGAGGAACAGUCCCAGGACAGCACCCCUAUGCAAGAGCUGCAGAAACAGGCAGAGACGAUGGAAUUUGAGAUCUCACUGAAAGCCCUGUCAGUGCUCCGCUACAUCACGGAUUGUGUGGACAGCCUUUCUCUGAGUACCUUGAACCGCAUGCUCUGUACUCACAACUUGCCCUGCCUCCUGGUGGAACUGCUGGAACACAGCCCCUGGAGCCGACGACUGGAAGGAGGCAAGCUGCAGCAGUUUGAGAGUGGCCGCUGGCAGACAGUGGCCCCCUCAGAGCACGAAAAGCUGAACAAGCUGAAUGGGCAAGUGUGGAUCGCUCUGUACAACCUACUUCUCAGCCCUGAGGCCCGAGCCCGCUACUGCCUGACAAGCUUUGCCAAGGGACAGCUGCUUAAGCUUCAGGCCUUCCUCACUGACACACUUCUUGACCAACUGCCCAACCUUGCUGAUCUGAAGGGUUUCCUGGCCCACCUGGCCCUGGUCGAAACCCAGGCCCCUAAGAAGGACCUAGUGUUGGAACAGAUCCCAGAAAUCUGGGAUCGGCUGGAGCGAGAGAACAAAGGCAGAUGGCAGGCUAUUGCCAAGCACCAGCUGCAGCAUGUGUUCAGCCCCUCAGAAAAGGAUCUUCGUCUACAGGCACAGAGGUGGGCUGAAACCUACAGGCUGGAUGUCCUAGAGGCCAUAGCUCCAGAGAGGCCCCGCUGUGCCUACUGUAACGCAGAGGCCUCCAAGCGCUGCUCCAGAUGCCAAAAUAUGUGGUAUUGCUGCAGGGAGUGUCAAGUCAAGCACUGGGAAAAGCACGGAAAGACGUGCGUUCUAGCAGCCCAAGGUGACAGAGCCAAGUGAAGACUCGUCGCUGCUGAGGGCCGAUGCAAGAGCGCACCCAGAAUGUGACUCUGAGCCCCAGGAACUCUGCCUGCCCCACGUCAGACCUCAAUUCCCUUGGUGAGGAACACAGCUGAGUCAAGCAGAGCUGCAAACCACCACCACAGGACACACACACACACACAAGCAAAGCCUCUUUACUUCCUGCCCCACCCAGCGAAUACGUAGAGGACCAGGCCGCAGCAUCAGCAAACUGGCAGACAAGG